This is a messenger RNA of Paramormyrops kingsleyae, 1352 nucleotides long. RefSeq names its product stum, mechanosensory transduction mediator homolog (gene stum). NCBI's taxonomy places the organism in Eukaryota, Metazoa, Chordata, Actinopteri, Osteoglossiformes, Mormyridae. The record is from RefSeq and is a predicted model, not a curated record.
UGAUCUCAAGUCCGCGCGAAGGAGGAGGCGGUGGGAGUGACAGUGCUUACUCCCAGUCCGCCCUGCACAGUUGGACAUCUCUACUGGAGUACCGUCGCUUUUACUUCUGCGGGGUCAUACCAGCAAGACCGACCGGAGGACAAGGAGCAGUUUCCUGAGAUGGACCACAAAGACACGGAGAUGAACGAGAAAGGAGUGUCUUCUUCCACGAGUGGAGUUGUGGUCCAAGUACGGGAGAAGAAAGGACUUCUGCGCGCGGCGAUACCGUGCAUGCCUUUUCCUGUAGCGGUCAUUUGCCUCUUCCUCAAUACAUUCGUACCUGGAUUAGGUACCUUCGUCUCAGCCUUCACGGUGCUGUGCGGGGCGCGGACGGACCUGCCCGACCGGCACGUCUGCUGCGUUUUCUGGCUAAACGUCGCCGCCGCCUUCAUCCAAAUCCUCACAGCCAUCGUCAUGGUCGGGUGGAUCAUGAGCAUAUUCUGGGGCAUGGACAUGGUUAUACUGGCGAUCUCAGAAGGUUAUAAGGAUCAAGGGGUUCCCCAGCAGCUGUGAGAUGUGCUGGCAAAGCCGUCGUAGGAAUGUACAGAAGUGUCCCAGCACCUGCUGAUGACAAGGGCAGCGAGAUGCCUUCAACGCCAAGUGGAGGACGGCCAUUUUUAUUUCUGCAGGUGCCCCCCCCCCCCCCGCCCCCAUGCUUCCUACUGUGUCACAGCUCAGAGACAGUGUGAAGAACACUUAAACUGAAGACUUUUAUUCAGCCAAACUGUGUUAAAAAAUUAUAUAUAUAAAAAAUAAACACCUGCAGCUAUAUUCGCUAUCUGCUGUUGACUGUCCACUCUGUUGGACAAGAUUUUUGUUUAAGACGUUAAAAUGUUUCUUUUUUUUUACUUUAAAUGUGUAAUUGUCGUGUGAGCACUUUUGGUCGCUCAGAUAGUUUUGGUAUUUUAAUUAGCUGAUUUUAUUGCUGUAACAUAGUACAUGUUUAUCAUCAUUCAAUUUUUAAUAUUUCCCACCCAGCCUUUUGAAUAGUGGAAAGUGAAAUUAUUUUAUAUAUAUAAUCUGUAUGGAUGUCACUUUUAUGCUCAUUAGCAUCUGUCUAGGACUAUAUUCAUACCACUGGCAUCGUAAAAUAAGUCAUUUAUGUAACUUCAAAUUUGCUAAUUGUUAGUGGUUGUUUUUUGUGCGGCAGUGUCAUCAUAAACAUCAAUGUAUUGUUUAGUGAAUCAUUCUAGGACGGUUGCCAUAGAUACUGUUCAGAAUAACAAGAUCUCAGUUUGUACUUGUGGGAUUAAAUAACUGUACUUGGUAUAAGAGUGAUUUUGGUUUUUAUUAAAAUCACAGUGGAAAAUGAA